AUGGUUAACGGUGAAUUACUUAAAAAGCAAAUACAACAAUUUAAAUUAGGAAAGGAUGCUGCCGCCGAUUAUUACAAAGAACUUUUUUCUAAACAUUCUGAUGUUGCUGAUGCUUAUGGAGGUGUUGAUCCAGAAACAGCUUUAAUGCAAUUACCUGAACAUGUUAAAGAUGAACGUUCUUGGCGUUCUUCUCUUUCCAAUGUUAAAGAACAUUACAGUGACAGUGAUGUUCCUUUAUCUAAUUUUAUUAAAACAAAAGAUGCUUGGUUGGCAAUAAUGCAAAAAUAUGCUGGGGGAUUAAGCGCUGAACAAAAAAAGGAAUGGGAAGAAUUAUUUACCAAGGCCUCUUCUGAUAUGAAAAAAUGGGGAUGGAUUUAA
Meloidogyne enterolobii is the source of this 378-nucleotide messenger RNA. The record is from the annotation of a GenBank genome assembly. NCBI's taxonomy places the organism in Eukaryota, Metazoa, Nematoda, Chromadorea, Rhabditida, Meloidogynidae.